UUUAGAGGUGUGGCCCUUUUGCCUGGAAACUGACGUAUAUACAAUAUGCGGGCGGGGGGACUGUAGCCUUUAAAACAUCUCGAGUCUUCUCAAUCUUUUUCACAGACGGUGGUCUGUCUGUCAGACUCGGCUUGCUUCAUCUUUCAAUCUCCCUCACUUCUCUCUCCCCCUUUCUCAUUGUUGGAUUACUUAGCCUAUCUACUAGAUCAGUAAACAUGGCAACGCUGAGAGCUCUGAGAAAAUUAUGCCAGCAAUCGCAGCAUCAAGUGUGUAGUCUACAUAUGUCAGCAUCAAGACAGGAAGCAGUGGUCAUCUCAGGCAGGAAGUUGGCCCGUCAGAUCCGGGAGGAGGCCAGGGCCGAUGUUGAACAGUGGGUCUCCACUGGCAAUCGGAGACCCCACCUGAGCGUGGUCCUUGUAGGAGAUCAUGCAGCCAGUCACUCUUACGUCCUGAAUAAGACCCGAGCUGCAGCUGAUGUUGGUAUCAGCAGUGAGACCAUCCUGAAGCCCUCCUGUAUCUCUGAGGAGGAACUCAUGGACCUGAUCUACAAACUCAACACCGACCACAGGGUGGACGGCCUGCUGGUGCAGCUGCCUCUGCCAGAACACAUUGACGAGCGGCGCGUCUGUAAUGCUGUGUUCCCUGGCAAGGAUGUGGAUGGCUUCCACGUGGUCAAUGUGGGCCGCAUGUGCCUGGACCAGUCCACCAUGCUGCCCGCCACUCCUUGGGGAGUCUGGGAAAUCAUCAAACGCACAGGAAUUCCUACCCUUGGGAAGAAUGUUGUGGUGGCGGGACGCUCCAAGAAUGUGGGCAUGCCCAUUGCCAUGUUGCUGCAUUCAGAUGGGCGUCAUGAGAGGCCUGGGGGUGAUGCCACAGUCACCAUCUCUCACCGUUACACACCAAAGGAACAGCUCCGUCAGCACACAAGAAUUGCAGACAUCGUUGUUGCUGCUGCAGGGAUUCCAAACCUCAUCACUGCAGACAUGAUCAAAGAAGGAGCAGCCGUCAUUGAUGUUGGAAUAAACAGAGUGCAUGACCCUCUGACUGGCAAGGACAGACUUGUAGGGGAUGUGGACUUUGAAGGUGUGAGGCAAAAGGCUAGCUUCAUUACCCCAGUGCCUGGAGGAGUAGGACCCAUGACAGUGGCCAUGCUUAUGAAGAACACCAUCAAGGCAGCUAAGAACCUCCUGCUGACUCCCUCUGAGAGGAUCCGCAUGGUAGCCUCUUCAUAACAGGCCAUGCCUAACCCUGUCAACAGUGACACAUUCCAUUCCCGCCACCCCUCCCCUUUUAACACUGAGCAACUCAGCAAACUCCCUUGCACACAGACAUGGAUGGAAAUGUGAUAGCUUUAAGGUUGCUGGUACCUUACACUUACAUAACCUCUACCCGCCAUUUCAGAAUGUUACAACUCACCCAUGCAGCUACUACAUAUUUAUUUUUUGCUAGACUUAUUUUUUCUCAUGUCCUUUUUAUGAGACCUUUUGGUUUUACGUGAAUUUGAACUACCCGUGUGUUUAUUUAUUUCAAUGCAUUCAUUUAUCAAAUAUGUCAAAAGCAUACAAAAUUUCAAGGUGAACCAGUCAAUUUCAAUUAGCAAAAAAUAGACCGUUACAUAGAUAUACUAUUAAAUGAAUUAUAACAUCCUUAUUCUAUGGGCAGUUUUGUCUAUCUCCCAUCUCUACAAUACCCUUUAGAUCAGGGAUGGGCAACUUUGAUGGGGGUGGGGGCCACAAAUAAAUCUGCUCAUCACGAGGGGCCGCAUUUGAUUGCGAGUCUGCGUACCCACAUCUAACCACCACCAAAAUGAUAAGUUUAGAUUGCUUAAGUUUGUUUAAUGGCUUGCUAUCUAAUCAAUUUUAGAUGACUUCACUGACUAACUUCACUGACAUAAGGGAACUGCUGAUGCACAACCAAAUUUCAAAAUGUACCUUAUGUAUUCUCAGUGCUUGACUUGGGCAGGAGCUCACCAGAGCUGAGCACUGACACCUUAAAUGUUCGACUGCUUAAGCUCCUGUUCCUCUUAGAAUAUUAGCUCAAAACUAUUGUGGAGCUCCUGCUCCUAAAUAUAAACAGUACCGGCACCCAAAAUGAACCGGCACCUAUUUUAGUCCAAGUCAUACAAUGUGCAUUUUACUAUUCUAACUCGCAACAGUAAGUAGAAAAUAAAUAAAAGGCCAUUCCUGCUUUAGGUCACACAAGCACUGUGAGCUAAGUGGGUUAAGGGCUAGUUAUGAAAUGUCAGCAACAAUCAAGUCUGUUAAACACCAUAACAUUAACAUUUGUUUUCAAAAAUGCCUUUGUAAAAAUUAUUUUGAAAUAAAAUGUUAUUGCAAAUG
Molecule: messenger RNA, 2339 nt
Organism: Salvelinus fontinalis (brook trout)
Lineage: Eukaryota; Metazoa; Chordata; Actinopteri; Salmoniformes; Salmonidae
Gene: mthfd2
Product: methylenetetrahydrofolate dehydrogenase (NADP+ dependent) 2, methenyltetrahydrofolate cyclohydrolase
Exons: 8
Coding region: 216-1232 (338 amino acids)
Biological process (GO): tetrahydrofolate interconversion
Cellular component (GO): mitochondrion
Molecular function (GO): methylenetetrahydrofolate dehydrogenase (NADP+) activity; methenyltetrahydrofolate cyclohydrolase activity; methylenetetrahydrofolate dehydrogenase (NAD+) activity
Source: RefSeq, a predicted model, not a curated record